GAUCUGUACGCCAUCUCACACACGUCCAAACUUUACCUCCACCUUGACAGCUGCUGGAACACUUUCAUUAUAAGGUCCACCCUGGCCUUUGAGGAACGUCACAGACCUUCAUCUGACUCCUCCCAGCAGUUACGACCCCCAACCAUCAGCUGGGAGCGCACGUCUCACCUGUACGAUGACCUGAGCAGGGAACUGCUGCAGAAAGGGAGCAGCGUCGAGAGCCUUUAUGUGCUUUUGUAGGAAGUGAAGGUGGCCGCCCGCCACCACGUCGCUCUACGUCACAUCUUCUGGAGGUGUGGGGAGGUGUGUGACUUUCUGGUUGAGUCUCUGGAGGAAUGUCUGCAUGGCCGUCAGAAUGGACUUCACACUGUUGACCAGCUACUACUGAGCACUCUGAUCAUCCAAACGCUGGCCAUCAUGUUCCAAGAGACGGAUACUGAAGCUGCCAGACUGGACACCCUCGCCACCAAAAAAGGUGCCUUGGCCUCCAGGAUGCUACUGGCUUUGGUUUGUGACCCCCAUGACACAUCAUCCACCAACCUGGAGUUCCAAGACAAAAAGUCGGCCUACCUGGAUGCUGCCUGCUGGCUUCUCUUUGAGAUGAUGCAGAUGGGACACCAGCUGAGUUGUGACCCAACAGGACAUGUCUUUAUCCAGGAUGUCAACACCUGUGACCUGUCUCAGGCCAACAGGUGUGGGGGACACUUCCUGUCUGUCAGCUGGACCCUGCAAGUCCUGCACGACCACCCGCACAUGGUACUGUUCUGCCCUGCGGCGUUCCCAGCCGUUAAGGACGUGGCCACCUUGUGGUCUCUCUAGUCGUCCUUCCUUGCCUCCCAAGCCUGUCAGGUGGUCCUGGUUCUAUCGGACCUGCAGGAGUCCUUCCUGAGUCCUCUGCAGAGUGUCCUUUUGUUCCAGCGCUGCCGCCUCCUGCUGACCUUCCUGCAGCACAGCGAGCAGCUGGCCCAGCACCUUCGAGCCCACGUCACGGAGGAGUUCAGGUACUUUGUGAAUCUGUCCAGCGCCCAAGAGAAGCUUCCACCUUACUACCCUAUCACUAAGACCACCCUGCAAGCGCUGCAGCAGCUGGUCGCCUUCGUCCUGCACACACCUGAUGCAUGAACAUGCAUGUUUA
Molecule: messenger RNA, 1135 nt
Organism: Nerophis ophidion (straightnose pipefish)
Lineage: Eukaryota; Metazoa; Chordata; Actinopteri; Syngnathiformes; Syngnathidae
Gene: lg10h12orf56
Product: linkage group 10 C12orf56 homolog
Source: RefSeq, a predicted model, not a curated record